Messenger RNA from Arachis stenosperma, 887 nucleotides. RefSeq lists its product as uncharacterized. The record is from RefSeq and is a predicted model, not a curated record. Lineage: Eukaryota; Viridiplantae; Streptophyta; Magnoliopsida; Fabales; Fabaceae. The coding region runs from base 23 to 643 and encodes 206 amino acids. The transcript has a single exon.
UCCAAUUCCAAUCAAUUCAACAAUGGCCGCUGUCGCUUCACCUUCCUCCAGAAACCAAACGCCGUCCUCCUCACGCUCAUUUUCCUACCCCUUCGCUUCAUACACCUCCGCCAAUUUCGCUCCCGGAGUCUCCCCCAUCGUCCCCACGCGCUUCUCCUCCUCCUUUGGCCACCAUCGGCGUUGUUCUUCCACCUCUUCGCCGCCGUGUCCAGCAUCCGUGAGAUUCUCCUCGGAGCAACCACCAGGUUCCCCCGGGCAACGCUCCACGGCGAUAAACAAGAAUCAGAGGAAAACCGACGCGAUAUCAUCUUCGACGUCGAAUCACCAGAGGAGGACGUGCAUGUGUUCCCCUACGACGCACCCUGGCUCCUUCCGCUGCUCCUACCACAAACGCCUCGCCGAACAGCAGCAGCAGCAAACGGCGUUGCUUCAUUGUGCUUCUUCUUCGAGUGGUAACACCCUAAAUCUUCGAAGAUUGGCGAUGCAGAACUCGCUGGUGCGAAUCGGAGGAGUGGAGGGCGAGCUGGUGAAGAGAGCUCUGUGUGCUUUGAUCAGACCCUCCUCCCACAGCCAUCGCCGCCGUGAAGCCUUUCAGCCAAGGCCGAGCCGCCUCUCCGUCAUGUCCAAGGCAGAACAUUACUGACAUUCUCUUCUUUUUGUUUCUUUGUUGAUCAAAUCAUCCUUUUAAUUUUUUUGCAAAAGGAGGAUGCAUUAAAAAGAAAAAAAAAAGUUAUAAGUGUGUUCUGAAUCUGAGGCAUAUUGUUACUCUCUUGGAAGACUGGGAACCUUUAUUUUUUUGGUACUCCUAGUGGAAAAUUAGGAAAGAAUUAGUUGUAAAGUUAAGUUGAGUAGUCUCUGUGAAUAUAUUUUUUUGUCCUGUGAUUGUG